Molecule: messenger RNA, 5448 nt
Organism: Rhopalosiphum padi (bird cherry-oat aphid)
Lineage: Eukaryota; Metazoa; Arthropoda; Insecta; Hemiptera; Aphididae
Product: palmitoyltransferase ZDHHC11
Exons: 1
Coding region: 1066-2832 (588 amino acids)
Biological process (GO): protein targeting to membrane; peptidyl-L-cysteine S-palmitoylation
Cellular component (GO): endoplasmic reticulum; Golgi apparatus
Molecular function (GO): protein-cysteine S-palmitoyltransferase activity
Source: RefSeq, a predicted model, not a curated record
AAACUAAUACCUAUAUUCGUAAUCAAGUACAUUGUGCGACACUCCGACGUCCAAAACUUUUUUAUGAACUCAAUACCUUAUUAAAACUGACCUAACCCAUCGGGUUCUAUUGUAUGUAUGAGAUUUAGGUAUAUGGGUUAAUGGUUAUAUCGACGACUUGAUUUGCGACAGCAAAAAAAAUACUGUAGGUCUUUUUUUUUAUUCCGUCUUUCGAGUGCUGUCAGGAAGUCGACACUCGUUUCCUGCACACUUAAUACAAGUUAUGUUCGACGUCGUACGUAAUUUAUUAAAUCGUCCACCGAAAGUAGUACGCCGGCUGUAUUGUAUUAUAGGUACUCUAAUUACACAAAUCGAACGCAUUUGAAAUUUUUUUCUCUUCUCUUUAUUCCUCGUCAGACGUCUAAGCGACUAUAAUGUGAUGCAAUAUAUACAUGUACACCGUCUACCGAUCGUCGUUGAUUGAUUGAUUAUUCGCAUGCAGAAAUGGGUUUUCGGAGUAGGUUGUUGUGAUAAUAUGUACACUAAGUCUGCGAGCGCGUCAUAACUAGUCGACGUUCAAAAUGAUAACUUCGGUCCUCGUCGCACGCGGUCGGCAGCCGCUAUAGUGGUGGUGGUUAACGUGCUGUGGAUACGCGCGAGGGUGGCCGUAAACUAAUCGAUACGGCGUGACGCGGCACGCUCGAAGGGGAACUUUUAGACACGGGUGUGUGGGCGGGUGGCCCCCAGCGUGUUGUCGUCGCGCACAUUCCACCGCCGUUUCGCGCCCCUCGGACCGACGUCGCGCAUCCCUCGCCAGUACCAAUCGUCCCGCCGUCCGAGCGCCAUCGACGUCUGCCAUGCUUCAUCCGUCCCGAGUCCUUUGUCGCCGCCGCCGUCGUCGUUUCCGCAACCGCGUCAUCGUGCACCGACUCGAUUGGCGACGUUAGACCGUAAACGCACUCUCCGCCAUAUCGUAAUAUAUCGUUUAGCCACCGCCGCCAUUGGUCGUGGCGUAGUGGUUACACACGGUGCUGUUGCUGGUGUCGUCGCUGUAGUGGAUCGGGAUCGUGCGAUGCGCAGUGUAUCAUGACACCGUGCCACAGCGAGACCAGAAGGAAACAGCGGCGCGUCCACGGGCUGCAGAUGCCGUGGCACCCGCAGCAAGUGGCCGGUUGGCUAGUACUGGCCACGUUCGGCGCCUGUUCGUUCGGAGUCCUCUUGCCCGGCCUCGGGCCCGACGUCUACCCCAUCGCGCUGUUCGUGCUGGGCAGCCUGUUCUUCUUGCACGUCGUGUCGCACGUAGCCGCGCUGCUCAUCGAUCCCGCGGACCCGCAGCUCCGCGCCCUUCGCGACGACGGAGUAUCGUCGCGAAAGCCCGUACCCGAGCUAGACAAGACCAAACACGCGCACGUCAUCGAGAACGGCAAGUGUCACCUGUGCAAUAUAUACACGUCCGGUCACCGGACCAAGCACUGCGGAUCGUGCAAUAAGUGCGUGGAGAAGUUCGACCACCACUGCAAGUGGCUGAAUCACUGUAUCGGCGCGAGAAACUACGUGGCGUUCAUCGUGAGCGUCGUGUCGGCAGUGCUCGCGUGCCUGGUGAUCGUGCUAGUAUCGUCCGCCGAACUGGUCAUCUACAACGCGGACCCGUUAAACGUCGAACACUACCUGCGGCCGGUGUUCGGCAGCAAUCAGACCAUCCAGGUGAACCAGUUAUUCAGCAUCAGUCGACUGCCGGUGGAUCGGAACGUGUUCGUGGCCGUUGCGUCCGCCCAGUGCGUCUUGGCCUUGGUCGCCAUGGUAUUGCUGCUGCACCUGUGCGUCUUUCACGUGUACAUAUCCGCGCUGGGCAUCACCACGUACGAGUACAUCCGGAACUAUAGGCGGUAUCCAGAGUUCGAUUCCAGGAACGGCGCGGCCGCGUUGUCGUCGUCGUCGUCCAUGUCCGACAACAACGUCGCGAUGUCUUCGGGAUCCUGCAAGAACGCUGCGGGCCGGAAGUCCGCUAUGGCCAGAGUGUACAGCUCGGCUUGCUGUUACGGCGCGGUGACCGCGGGCCGACGAAAGCGGCCGUCGUGUGGCAUCCACUCGAACCUGAACGGCGCGAACCGUAACGACUCGGACGGCGCGGCCCACGACGACAUGACCGUGGAAACGGUGGAGUCGUACGGUCGCAAUAGCGGCGCCAGUAGGCUGCUGCACCCGAAGGACAUGGACCGGACUGCGAGACCGGAGGACCGCGAGCAACAGAACGCACAGCCGAAGUGCCGGUACUGUCUGGAGAAGAACAGGAUCCGGGGCGACGGCGCGCGAUUUUUUGUGUUGGGCAAACGUCGCAAAGGGUUCUGUUGUUGCUUCCAGAAACCCGAGCCGGUGUUCGGUCGAACCGCCGUUGCUGCCGCAGCCGCUGCCCAUCAUGUCAAGGUCCCGCCAUCGCCGUUCGCGGUCCGUCGGAACCGCGUCAUACCCACCGACGGUGGUCAACUGUCGUUGGUCGUCGACGAGUGGAAAUCGUUCAACUCAGGCACGCUUCCGGCCCUGCCGCACGCGGCCGGCCACCGUCAGAUGCAAAAGAUCACGCUCAAGGAGCUGGGCCAAGUUUUGGCGUUCGUCGAACAACAACCGUCGAAAGCCAAGCGGCGCAAGAUUGGUGGCGGAAACGGACAGAUAAAACACUCAAAAUCGUCGUCCAACCUUUCGCCGAUUCAUGAAUCGGGACUGUCCAACCCGUCAACGCCGCAACUGAAAAACCGUUACCCGCAGACUAGGCCGUGUAGUUGGCUGUCGUCAACAUCGUCGCCGCCACCGCCGACAUCGUCUUCCUCCCCGCACAACACUUCUAAAAGCGCGUGAUUUAUGUUUGUGUGUGUGUAUGUGUGGGGUUUUCCAUAACCACCCUUUCCUCCCCUGAAACCCACGUGAUGUGUGUGUGCGCACAAUUUGCAUUUCAUUUUUAUCGUCUGCUCCUCGUAGACCGAUAAAAUAUUUUAUGAACGACGGCGUUUGGUAAUCAAAAUUAUAAACAAUAAUAUUAUAUAGUUUUACUACCUUACAACCAUGUCUGAGCCGAAACGACUCACGAACGAAUCAACGACUAUCGCUAUUUCCAUUUACUAAUUUCCCUGGUCUAAUGUCUGUCGGAAAGUUCUUCCGUAUAGCAGUUUGGAUGUAGGUAUAUGUAUAUAGUAUAUAGGUACCUAUUUGAUUUAACGCGAAUGAGUAACGAUAACCUAUACUGACUAUUACUGCUAUGAUAAGAUAAAAUGCCGUUAAUCACUUAAGAACAUUUAAAAAAUAUAUAUGUACAUCUUUAUUUUGCAUUUUCUUAAGAUCACAUAAUACUUCCUACAUAGGUAAUAAUAUUUCUUAUAAUAUAACAUAUCAACUUGUGCUUUCAUGUAUACAUUUACACGAGAAACGGAAUGAAAAAAAAUAAGUAUGAUAAAAUGCAUUUUUAUAACAUCUUAAUUUUUAAAUUGAUAUAAACUUGUUUCAUAAGAAAGAAUGUUGUAACUCGUAAGUACGAAUUGUACUUAAUUAAACUUUAUAGGUACUUAUUAUAAUUUAUUUUAUAAUAAUAAUAAUAUCUCGUUAAUUGAGCAAUAUUUUAAACUAACCUAAAUGAGCUAAGUUUUAAAAUUUUUAAUUUAUUUUUCUUCGGACGGCAUUUUAGCUUUAGAACACAAUAUUUAUGUCAUCAAUAUUGUACUUAUAUACGUAAAUUUUCAAAAUUCUGAGAAAGAAUAAACUACAAAUAAUUAUAUCAAAAUAAAUUUGGAUUUUAUUGUUUUUUAUUUUAUACACUUACAUUAUAUAUACAACUUAAGUAGGUACCUAUUUAUUAUAUUAUAUAUAAUACUCAAACUGUUAUACUUCCCUAGUCCUUAUAUGAGACUAAUCGUGACUAUCAAUAUGUUUUCAUUGUGACAUGUAAUAAAUUUACGUUUUCAAAAAUCAACAAACAACUGCAACCCAUUUAAAUCAAUAAUGAUGUUUAAUUUUCGUAAUGACCAAAUAAAAAAUGAUUACCGAGCACGCAAUAUUAUACUAUUUGUUAUCAUGUGAUAUAUAGGUACCAAUUGUAAGUCGUCCUUUCUUGUUGUACUAUUAUAUUAAUAUUUUAAUACUUUUCCAUUUUUAUAAAUUAAUUUAAAAUUUUAAUAUAUUUAGAAGACUAUUAUUAUUUAUUUAAAAAUAAGUUUUUGUGAAAACCAAAUGUUUGAAUUGUCACAAUUUAGUUUUAAAUUGUACCUAUUAGCAAAUAAUAUGUUUGUGAAAUUUGUAUGGAAAAUUGAGUAUAUUUUUUUAAGGUCAAUGAUUUACACUGUACAGUGGUUAUAUUACAUUAAAAAAAUCAUUAGUUGGUGUUUAAUAUGUCCAAUUUAAUAGCAUUGCCUGCAACAGUUUUAAUGUUAUCUAAUAUAAAUGUUAAAAAAAAAAUAAAGAUAAUAAGUCCACUGUGUUUAUUAUAUUUUAUUAUUUAAAAUCUAAAGAGUUAAGAGAGUUAUAUAAAGUAAGAUCUGUCUGUUUUGUAUUUAAAACAAUACUGAGUAUUUUUUUUUUUAAUUUACUAAUAUCGAGUCUUGAUAAUUAAGGUAUUGUAAUUUAUAGUCUUAGUAGUAAUAACUAAUAACAGUGAAGUAUUAUAUCAAUAACCAAAUAUGUUUUUCUAUAUACAUGAUAAGUUUAAGCCUUGUAUAAUAAGGAAGAAAGGGUUAAACGGCAUAGGCAUGCGCAGAACAUUUUUGCUGUGAGUGCACAGUACUAAAAAACAGAUUUAACAUUUUUUUAAUUCAUGAAAAAUUAUUCAACUCGGUACCUAAACAUUAAACUAAGCUGAACUCACUAGGGGUGCAGUUACAUACCCUUCACCCUGUGCGCACGCCUAUGUUAAACAGUAUAUUGUGUGAUUAUGAAUUUGUGAUAAUUAUAGUCUAAUCAUACAAAUGUAUUUACAUUAUUCAAUAUUCAGUCAUAUUUUAUUUCAUUGUCUAAACUUAAAAAAAAAAUUUUGGUUCUCUCCUAAUGCCAUUUUUCAAAACCUACUAUUAAGAAAAAUUAAAAUCAAUUCUAUAAUCAAUAAAUUUGGUUGGUUUUCUGUUUAUUUGAUAAAAAUACGUUAGUGGACUUGGACAUUUUUUUCACAUAAACUUAUAUAACAUCUAACAUCAUACUUUUCUAUUGUACUUUUAUCAUAAAUUGGUAUGUUUAACCAUGAUUUAAAUUUUAAGUAAACGUAUUAUUUGAAGUAUUAAUAAAUAAUUUUCUUGUGUUUUUUAGAAUUUUUACCAGAUAAUUGUCUUUAAAACAUACCUAUUAGUUUCCUGUUUUAAAAAUUUGAAAGUGAAAUAAUUUAUAAUAUUUACUCAUCAUUUUGUUUUUGAUAAAUAUAUACUAUAUAAAUAUAAUAUUGUAUUAUCAAAUAUUGUGUUUAUUUAUUUUUGCAUAAUAAAAAUGGUGUCCAUAUAA